Molecule: messenger RNA, 2025 nt
Organism: Spirometra erinaceieuropaei
Lineage: Eukaryota; Metazoa; Platyhelminthes; Cestoda; Diphyllobothriidea; Diphyllobothriidae
Source: the annotation of a GenBank genome assembly
AUGCCAACUGGAGGAGAUAGAUGCGGUCGCCUUAGGGCAGAGCGACGUGACGCGGGCGUCGCCUUUACCAUUCUUAGCAACAUAGACGAUCGCCUGAUGGAGAAAUCACAGAUUCUAAAGCGCUGGAUCGAGCACUCCAGAAGCGUCCCCAACCGUCCCUCUGCAAUCUCCGGCGCCGCCAUCGACCGACUACCCCAAGUGGAAUCGAGUGACGAUCUGAGUCUGCCGUCUUCUUUCCCAAAAAGCGUCUGUUAAGUGCACCAACUCUUCAAUGGGAGGGCACCGGGAUCUGAUGCCGAAGUUUACAAGCACGGCUAGCCCCACCUCAUGGGUCGAAUCAUAACGCUGUUCCAGGAGAUGUGGCGCCACGGACAAGUUCCUCAGGAUUACAAGGAUACGGCAAUUGUCCACUUCUACAAACGGUAGGGAAACCGGCAAAUGAGUGAUAAUCACAGGAAUAUCUCGCUGCUCAACAUCCCCAGAAAGAUUUUCGCUUGCGUUCUUCUCAAGCCUCUCAACGGCUAUCUCGGACAAGGUCUUCUCCCUGAAAACACGUGUGGCUUCUGCCGUCACCAUAGAACCACCGCUAUGAUCUUCGCCCCCUGCCAGUUGCAAGAAAAGUGUCAGGAGAAGUAGACUAACCUCUGUUCUAUCUUUGUGGACUUCACGAAAGCCUUUGACACGGUUAAUCGCGAAGGACUGUGAAAAAUCAUGCAGAAAUUCGGCUGUUCUGAGCCAUUUACGCACAUGGUACGUCAGCUCUGUAUGGAAACGGCAUGGACCAACCUGAGCACCAGGCUCGAUAUGUACACAGCUGUCAUUCUGACGGCACUGCUGUAUGGUAGUGAGACCUGGACAGUCUACAAGAGACAAACACGGAAGCCAAAUGACCUCUUCCUCAGUUGUCUGCGACACAUAUUAAAGCUAAGGCGGCAAGAGAGGAUAACCGACACGGAAGUUUUGGAACCGAUUGAAAUCCUCAGCAUCCGUGCUAUACAGAGGCAACUGCAGCUGCGAUGGAGCGGCCACCUCAUGAGAAUGCUCGACGCUCGCGUACCAAAAGAACUGUUCUACGAAAAUGUCGCCACGGGUGGUCGUUAACCAAGAGGUUAAAAGCGAUGAUACAAGGACACUUUAAAGAACUCCUUGAAGCGACUGAAGAUCAGCUCGGAGACCUGGAACGACCUCACUCACGACAGACCGGUCUGGCGAAGAGAAGUGAAGACUGACGCAGGCCAUCUGUAAAGCAGAUCGGGUCGCCGCUGCCAAAGCCAAGAGGGAAGCUAGCAAGUCCCAUGCACCUCUGAUCCGCAGUAUCAGCGUUCAACCUCUGCUGACAUGCUCACGAUGCCAACGAACAUUCUGCGCGUUAAUCGGCCUCGCUGAGCAUCUUCGGACCCAAUUUACCAACUGGCCGACAACCCCGACCUCUUCCUCCGCAUUUGCCAGUGCUUCAUCCUCCACGGCGUCUACGAUGGCGCCUAUCCCCACCACUUCGCUCCGAAUACCCGUGCCCUGCCUCUGUCGACCAUCGCCACCUCCAACAUCUCUGCCCAAACCUCUGCGGCGACGACUACCACAACUACCUCUACCACCCCCGCAAUCGACAGCAACGCUCCCGGCGCCGCGUCAACCACAAUCCUCACCAUCACCAUCCCCGCCUCCAGAGAUGUGGAUUCGGUCCUAUCCUGUCCUCAUUACAAUCGCAUAUUCAUCCCACCCAUCGGCCUAGUCCGCCACUUGCGAAUCCAGAGACUAGCAAACCAGUGCCAGGAAACCGAACAUACACUCACUGCAUCCACUUUCACUGUCCACAUUCAUUCACCGCAGGGGCCUAUCGAUUACAUGCGUAUCCACAACAGCGGAAUUCAUCGCAGGACAUACACACCUAGCACAUCUUACAUCUCCACCAACUUUUCUAUCCCCAGGCCGACCAACUGCUCAUCGUUCCGUGCGCCCAUCACUAAAAGCACCAUCACCACCACCCCCGAAGCCGAUUCUACAGCUCGCGACCUAUCCGGCUGA